This is a messenger RNA of Cuscuta epithymum, 2082 nucleotides long. Lineage: Eukaryota; Viridiplantae; Streptophyta; Magnoliopsida; Solanales; Convolvulaceae. The record is from the annotation of a GenBank genome assembly.
UCGACUUAAUAGAGAUCUGUUUACUUAUUUUUUGAUCACCUCUUCUGUAAAUUCUAAUUCUGAUAGAAGAAGAACCCAAGUCUCCUGCCUUCUCGAUCAAUCUGUCUUCUUACACAAAUCUGCAGAGUCUAUUAAGUUCAAUUCUAAACCAAAGUCCAGCCUUUUAUUUUGGUUACUUCCGAGCAUGGUUGAGAAGAGCUAGCUAGUUGUCAUAGAAUUAAGUACAAUAUUAUUAUUAUUAUUAGUAUUUUCAAACGUUACGUACUUACGUGAAAGAAUCGAUCCAUGAAUCUCCAAACUCAUAUCUUCAUAACAUCUUUGUAUUUACUCCUCUUAGUCUCCACAUGCAUUAUGGCGCAGAAAGAAUCGCCGAAAGCUCCAGCUCCUUCUCCUUCUUCUCUGUCAAAUGGUACUAGUUCAGGUAAUAUAACAACCCUUGCUAUAACUAUCCCAGUUUUCGGAGGCAUCUCCAUCAUCAUAGUGAUAGUAGUUAUACUAUUCAAAAGAAAACUCAUUAGUAGCCAUGGAUUAAUUUUAGGGUUUUGGAUGUUGAUGUGGUUUGGAAGCGUUGUGCUAAACACAUGGGAUAUUCCACGCGUCUCCAAAACCCUAGUUGCCUUCCACAUAGUAGUGAAUGUGCUAGGGUUAGUAUAUUGGAUACGUCUAGGUCAUAUGGAAUAUAGAAGAAAAAAUGCAUGGCCUUCAGUCAACUUAUUGUUCGAGAUCGGAGCUUGGUUUUCUAUGUUCACUUUGAGUUGUGUUGAAGUUUUUGUGCUGACAUUGGUUGGGGAACCCCAAUAUCGUCGAGUUUCUCAUUGGUAUCCAGUGGCAGUGGCUUUUAUUUCCAUGGUAGAAAACUAUUGGACCAAGGGGAGGGAAAUUAGAGCAAAUAGGAUGAAGUCACAACUUAUUAAGAAUUUAGAAGAAGCUUUUGAGGAAGUCAUUAGGCUUUGCAUGGAAGACCCUAAGAAAGUCAACUUAGCUGAGUUUGACGAAAAGGUGAAUGAGUUCUACAGAUUGUUGGACAUGGUAGUUGCUCAGCACCGAGAGGCAAUCAUAGUUGCUCAGCAGAGGGAGGCUAUGAAGAAGAAACAAGGGGGUAUAGUUCAAGUGGGUGAUCAGUUGGCUGAUAAUUCAUGUUGUAAUAUUCAAAUCAUAGAGGGAGAUAGUGGGAAGGAAACAUGUGUUGCUCUACGUGAGGGGGAGAGUGAGAUCACAAUUGAAGAUGAUAGGGAAGGUGGGGCCAUUGAUAAGGUCGAGCUUAAUAUAAAUUGUGAGAUCCAAAUAGGAGAGAUGGGGGUGAAGGCUCAUGAAGGAGCUAGGGCAUAAUAGUUAUACGAUGUAUAUAUAAAGUUGUACUAAACAUCUAAGUUAGUCUUGUUUUCAUAUUCUUGUUAUUAUUUGGAAAUUCUUGUCAUUUUUAGAUAAUAUCACAUUUGGUUCUAGAAGUAUUGCAUCAAUUCUACAAUGAAUUCAUUCCACUUUUGGUUCUACAAGUUUAUGUCAAUUCCACAUUUAGUCCACAUCUUUCACUCUGUCCACUUUUGGUACUUGACUAAUGUUUGUUUGACCAUUUGUGGUCCUUCUCCGGCGAUUUUAACUACCGGAAACAUGGCCGAAAGGACUAUAUGUGGACGAAAACACAAUAGUCAUGUACCAAAACUGGACAAAGUGAAAGACGUGGACUAAAUGUGGAAUUGACAUAAAACUCGUAGGACCAAAAGUGGAAUUUAUUCAUAUAUGGCCCUUCUGUCGAUAUUUUCGAUAAUUGAAAUCACCGAUACACUUGUAAUUUCCGUGUGUAUGUUUAUGUUUUUAGCUAGUUUUAAUUGUUUAAUAUUUCGGAAAUUACACACUUUUGGUGUAAUAGUCAUGUUUGUAAAAUAGUUGUAAUAUGUUAAGAUUAGGUCCAUUCUGAGUUUAAACAGGUCCAAGAUCAAUCCAAUGAUCAUUGGUGAAGGAAGGUGCAAGAGUACAAGACAAAAAGAAGGCAAAAUCCUGAUUUUUGACCUAUACUCGAUCGAGUAUAGCAUAUACUCGAUCGAGUAUCUUGUUGAGAUUUCAAAUCGGAUCGGAUCUGAA